AACAGAGGGCAAAGUUAGUCAGCACGUUGCAUAGCUUCUGCAUUCUGAUUCUUCAAGCCUCUUUUGUAUGAAGUUUAGCACAAUGUUUUACACUGUGCUGGACCUGAAUGGCAUGCUGGAGAAAACAAUGAAAGGAGCGGACAAAGCGAUUGUGGCAAAGUCCUUUGGAAAAUGGAAAAGCAGCUCUCUAAGGUCCAGGACCAUGGAGAAGCCGGAUGAGCCGUCCGAGGAGAGUAAGGAGGAGAGCCUUUCCAACUGCACCUGUGAAGCCCCCCAACUCGGCAAGAAACCAGUUGAUAAUGAAUUACGUGAUUGGCUCCUGAGAGAUAAGAAGUGUGAAAGCGUCAACCAGGGUGGACAGUGUGGAUCUGGUAUCUCAUCCUACAGAGCGUUCGGAAAACUACAGUUAAAGAUGGAGUCUGAUGGUGAGGAGCAAACCCUGAAAACAUGUAACAGUAGCACAGGGCUGGCCGACUGCAUGGCGGAGACAAACAGCCCAUAUGGGUCCAUGGCGAGGAAGAGGAGUGCUCAGGAAGGGGUGCAGGGCGCCCCCGUCAACAAGAGAAAGUCCCUGCUGAUGAAGCCCCGCCACUACAGCCCUAGCGAGGCAUGUGAAGAGGAGAGCGAGGACCUGGCACCGCCACAGGACAAAGAAGAGCUGAGGAACAUUGACACUCCAGCAGAUGGAAACUUGAAUGCAAUGAAUGGAGUAGCCAACAGAAAUGGCUUCCAUGAUGCUGCAGCAAAGUCCAACUGGUCAGAAGUUACGUCCGAUAGCUCUCCCCAGUGUGAGCCAGACACAUCUGAACCUCUGAUGGAUGAGGAUGAAGAGGAGCUCCGUAAUAACGAAGAAGAAGACCAAAGUCGAGGCAAGAUGAGCGGUACAUCAUCGCCUCAAAGUCCUUUAGGAGACAUGAGGGAAGCUGAGUGGGAGCCUCUGUCUUUAUCUGCCAAGGUUAAUGUUAAUGGCUUAGGCUUCAGUCCCUCUGAAGCCUCUGAAGACCCGUCAGGCAGGAACGGCCAUGUUAAAGAAGAGCCGCACUCAGAACUAGGAUCUGCGAUGGGUAGAGCGAGCAUCUUUCAAGCCGAGGCUUUGAGAUACAGGCCGCCCCCUACAGAGGAGGAGAGUGAGGGGGAGAUGGAGGUGGAGAGGCCUCCUCGGCUGGACGGCUGGGCGCUGGGCCUCCACGAGAGAGGCCUCGAAAUGAGCCGAGGGCGGGUGAACCUCAGCCUGUUGGAGCAGGCCAUGGCUUUGCAGACAGAGCAAAGACAGGCCCUGCAUCAUGCCUACAGGGAAAUGGACCGAUUCCUCAUGGAGCAGAUGACCAAUGAGAGGAGGCACCACAGGAUGAUGGACAUGGAGAGCAGACUCAGCUAUCAUGGAGGAAAAGAUUCUCCUCGGACUGAUAAAAAGGAUAUCAAGUGUCCGACUCCUGGUUGUGAUGGUACCGGUCACGUCACCGGCCUUUACCCACAUCACAGGAGCUUGUCUGGGUGUCCUCACAAAGUCCGAGUUCCUCCAGAGAUCCUCGCCAUGCAUGAGAACGUCCUCAAGUGCCCCACACCCGGGUGCACAGGAAGAGGCCAUGUCAACAGCAACCGUAGCACCCACCGGAGUCUCUCAGGCUGCCCUAUCGCCGCUGCAGUGAAAGUUUCCAAACCUCAGGAUGACGGCCUGAAAUGCAGACAAACACCUGACCGCUCACCAAGAGCCAUUGGCUUGAUAAAGAAGUUUGAGAUGAACCAGUUGAACUACAGGCUCUCUCAUCCAGUAGCAGCUUUGCAAACCAGUCUCACAAAAGACAUGGACAAGUACAGCAGGAUCCGCUUCGAUUACGCCAGCUUUGAUGCACAGGUCUUCGGCAAGCAGCCUCUGACGGGGACCAACCAGGACCAGGAAAUGUCACAUUUCCCAGAUUCCCCUCAGCAGUAUCCUGGCUUCCUUGGUGCUCCAGGUGGCCGAUUGACCACCUCUGGACAGCACAGCCCGCCGAGUCAAUUCAAAAAAGAAGAUGGUCUCCAAGCUGAAGCAGCGACUGCCGCCAUCCUUAACCUCUCCACUCACUACCGGAAAAACAUGGAGGCUGUCGCUGGCCGGCCCUUGGCAACCUCCACAAAGGACAUGCUAAUAGAAGUGGAUGAAAAUGGCACCUUGGACUUGAGCAUGAAGAAAUGUAAAGAGAGCUCAAAAGCCCAGACGAAGGCACCUUCAGACGACCCACUGUCUCCCCCCGAGUCCACUGUGGCCAAAGGCGGCAGCGUGCUCAUCAGCCCCGCCUUCUACCAGCCGCUGUGUGAGAGGGACAGCUGGGAGAGCCCCAUCCCCGUCAACUUCAGCAAAGUGCACGUUUUACAGGAGAGAGAGGAAGAUUACGACCAGGUCUCCUUGGAGGACCAGCACUAUCUAGGAGACGGCAGCAUGUUAAGCCCCAAAACCAAGCUGCUAUUACGCGACUCAAAGAAAGAGCUUUUGAGCUGUCCGACCCCAGGCUGUGACGGCAGCGGCCAUGUGACGGGGAAUUAUGCAUCACAUCGGAGUGUGUCUGGAUGUCCCCUGGCUGACAAAACACUCAAAUCACUGAUGGCAGCCAACUCUCAGGAACUAAAGUGCCCAACACCUGGUUGUGAUGGAUCUGGACAUGUGACUGGGAACUAUGCUUCGCACAGAAGCUUGUCAGGAUGUCCACGUGCCAGAAAAGGAGGUUUGAAGCUCACACCAAACAAGGAUGACAAAGAUGAACCAGAGCUUAAGUGUCCAGUUAUUGGUUGUGACGGACAGGGCCAUAUAUCGGGAAAAUACACAUCCCACCGCAGUGCAGGCAGUUGUCCACUCGCUGCCAAAAGACAGAAGGAGUCGUCCAUCAACGGGCUGCCCUUUGCCUGGAAGGCCAAUAAACAGGAACUGCCCCAUUGUCCCUUGCCUGGCUGCAACGGCCUUGGACAUGCCAAUAAUGUGUUUGCCACUCACAGAAGCUUGUCAGGCUGCCCACUGAACGCACAGAGCAUCAAGAAAAAACACUCCGAAGAAGAGAUGAUGACUAUCAAACUGAAAGCCAGCAGUGGUGUCGAAGACAAAGACGAUGUUCAACAUUUGGAUCAUGAAAUAGAGGAACUGAAUGAGUCCAACAUGAAGAUAGAAGCCGACAUGAUGCAACUCCAAACCCAGCAGAUCUCGUCUAUGGAGUGUAACCUGAAGACAAUUGAGGAGGAGAACAAGAUGAUCGAACAGCACAACGACAGCCUUCUGAAGGAGCUCGCUUGCCUUAGCCAAGCUCUCAUAAACAGCCUAACUGACAUUCAGCUGCCUCAAAUGGGACCCAUCAGUGAGCAUAAUUUUGAAGCCUAUGUGAACACAUUAACUGAUAUGUACAACAACUCGGAGCAUGAAUACUCUCCAGAGUGCAAGGCCCUCUUGGAUAAUAUCAAACAGGCUAUUAAGGGCAUCCAUGUUUAAGCUGUGGAGCUACCGAGAGGUUUCUUCGACUUGGGAUAAUGGCACUAGAUAGCUCUAUUUCACUGAAGAGUGCUGGCUUGGCUGCAUGUGCAAGACGAGGCUUUCGGAAAUGCGUUUGGCAUUUGCAUUGGCGGUAAAUACACUGCACUGAGAAAAUGACCAGCCGGAUCUGUAAUGCUUUUACUGUUUCUGCAUUCACUUGAUAGGUUUAUCCUGGUGAGAUUCUUACCCCUCUUGCACUUAAUUAUUUUGUAUGGUUUGCUUGAUUUUAAUCUGUAUGUGUUCAUGUCAUUAUUAUAUUAUCGCUAUUUAUUAUUAUUAUUAUUAUUAUAUUUGUUCAUCAGUGUAUUUAUUUCCUCUAUUUUUAUUUAUUUCUUGAAUUGUAAAUGCUUAAUAUCUGAGAAAUCUGUUUUACUUUCUGCACAUUGUAAAUUACAUAGAAGCACAUUCCAAUUUCAUGGCAUACUUUCGCCAUCUAGUGUUGAAAAACGUAUAUUAUUAUUAUUAUCAUUAUUAUUAUUAUUAUUAUUAGACCAUAAGUUGGAUCUCCCUUCAAAGAAAAAAAAAAAAACUACCAAAAUAUCUAAGCAUCAAUAUUUUUAAGCAUUGCUUUUGCUUUCUUUAUUGGAAACUGAAUGUAUGGUAAGACUUCGUGAACACUGAGGUAAAAAAAAAAAUGCAAUGAACCUUUUACUUCACAACAAAUAACAGUUGAAUGCAACCAGGAGGUGACACUGAGCAAACAUGCAACAUCCCUCAGUGAACUGAAUGUCUGAUUCAGCUUAGCAUAGCGUGCCACAACCGGAGAGAAACAAAAAUCCACUUUGUCAAGAUGUCUUUCUUUAAAAAAAAAAAAAAGUAUAGAUAUUAAACUGCCUUCUGUGCACACACGUGGGAGUGUGCAUAUAGUAUGUGCCUAAAUGUAUAUGAAUCCAUAAAAAUAUAUGAGUACUAUGUUUUGUGGUAGGACAGUAUUACGUGGAUGGUGUCUAAUUUAUUAUACAGUACAAUUAUUUUCAUAGAAGGAGACGUUCCUGAUGACUGUUUAAAUACCGUUGUCUCAGUAGCUGUUAUCUCAGAGUUAUGUUUUCAAAUAUCCCGACUGAGAUUGAGAAGUCCGGUGUUGAUUUGAACUUUUGCGAGCAUGGACAGGGAGAAAGAGGAAGGAGUGAAUUUUCAAAAAAUAAUUUUUAAAAAUACAUCUGCUCCUGUUUUAUCUUAAACUGCUUACAAGCCUUAACAUUUCAACCACUCUCACAGUUUGAAUAUUCCAGUAACGCUUGGGGCAGAUCUUAUAAUAGUAGCUGUUUCCAAACCAAGCUGACCUCCACAAGUCACACAAAUUCAAUCAUUAAAUGCAAAAAGAGAGAAAAAAAGAGACACGUGAUAGUUGUUGGCUAAUCAGUUGUUUGUUUGCAUCGAUUGCACUUUUGUAUUUCCAUGAUUUCUUGUUUUUAGUUCACCACACUGCCCUUGACUUCAACAAGAGAGAAACGGGACGCUGUAGUCGCUACAUGUGUCUUAAUUUAACAUGAGGCUUAUCCCAAGAAAAUAAUAAUAACGGUAAUUCAUUUGAGCAAUACAUUUUCCAUUUCUGCAAAAGGAAGUCAAAGACAUGUAGCCUGCGACAGUUCAAAGAAAAAAAAAUGUAACAGCAGAAGAGCCAAAUUACAGAAAAAAAUAAGACCCUAUUUUAUCCUAAUACUCGAUAUGUUUUAAAGAAUUUUAAUCUUUUAAAAACUGAAUCUCGUUCUUUAAAACUAACAAUCUUUUAUUUAUAAUUUAUUCUAUUGAAUUCCUAUACCACACAUCGUUUGCUCAGGAAGUUUUGUGAAUGAUAUUUAUUUUUCCCCGUUAGUAUUUGGUGUUUUGUAAUGUGAAAUGCUUUUUUGUGGAACGAUAUUAGUAUGAUAUGAAAUUGUAUUGUAUUUCUUUUCUUUUACAUUCAAAUGUAAUGCUUUUUUUUUCAUUUGGAGUAGUUUGUAAAUUGAAACUUCCUAUUACUUUUACUCUUUCAUAAUAAACAGAUAUGCGCUGUGUUGUACAGUUUGUGUAUGGUAGAAAUAAACUUUUCAAAUGGU
This is a messenger RNA of Paralichthys olivaceus (Japanese flounder), 5535 nucleotides long. RefSeq names its product ST18 C2H2C-type zinc finger transcription factor (gene st18). The record is from RefSeq and is a predicted model, not a curated record. Gene Ontology annotation, molecular function: DNA-binding transcription factor activity, RNA polymerase II-specific; zinc ion binding; RNA polymerase II cis-regulatory region sequence-specific DNA binding. Gene Ontology annotation, biological process: regulation of transcription by RNA polymerase II. Gene Ontology annotation, cellular component: nucleus. Lineage: Eukaryota; Metazoa; Chordata; Actinopteri; Pleuronectiformes; Paralichthyidae.